UAUAUUUUGCAGCAUUGAUUCUUUUGAAGUCGUAAAGCAUACAUGUCUACAUUAGGCAAAAACAGCACAUUUCAACUCUCAAAGUCAUUACAUCGAUUGCAACGAAAAAGUUUAGUUAGACUAUAUACUACAGCAGCAACGACAACGAUCAUAAAAGAACAGCAAGUAAAACCGACCCUAACGAAUGAAAGACGACGAUUAGUAUUCGACAAUCGAUCACCCUCAUUACAAGAUUUUUUAUACGAACAUCAACUGAAGAAUGCAAAGAGAGAUAUUGAUCCAGCGCUGACAAACCCUGACAGAAUACCCUAUCUUGCUCGAACUCCCGAUUUAUGGGGACAAGGUAGAAAAUUUUACAUUGAAAUUUAUGGCUGUCAAAUGAAUGUCAAUGAUACGGAAAUUUUGAAUGCUAUAAUGACAAACAGCGGUUAUAAGCGUACUGAUACUCUAGAAGAUGCAAAUAUAGUAUUCUUGGUUACAUGUGCAAUCAGAGAUAACGCAGAAGUUAAAAUUUGGGAAAGACUGAAAUAUCUUCGACACUUUAGAACCAAGAUUAAUAAAAAUAGUUCGCCUAUUGUGGGUGUACUUGGUUGUAUGGCGGAAAGAUUGAAGACAAAAUUAUUAGAAGACGAUAAACUAGUUGAUAUUGUUUGCGGACCUGAUGGAUAUAGAUCUAUUCCACAUUUGAUUUCCCUAGCAGAAAACGACGAAUAUUCAAAAGGUGUAGCCAAUGUUAUGCUAUCAGCUGAUGAAACAUAUGCUGAUAUUAUGCCAAUGCGGCUCGAUUCUACAAAAACGUCAGGUUGGGUUUCCAUUAUGAGAGGAUGCAAUAACAUGUGCAGUUUCUGUAUUGUACCAUUCACUAGAGGAAAUGAACGAAGUCGGCCCAUUGACACCAUUCUGGAUGAAGUGCGAUAUCUGAGUGAUCAAGGAGUCAAAGAAGUGACUGUAUUGGGGCAGAAUGUCAAUUCAUAUAGAGACGAAUCAGAAUCGAAAUACUUUAUGCAGGGUCCUUUAAUCAACGAUGUAGGAGCAAAUUUAAGUAAUUCAGGCUUCAAAACAAUAUAUAAACGGAAAGACGGUGGUCGAAGAUUUACGGAACUUUUAGAUAAAGUCAGUCAAAUCGACCCUGAAAUGCGUGUGCGAUUCACCUCUCCACACCCGAAGGACUUUCCUACCGACUUGUUACAUCUGAUUGCCUCUCGACCCAAUAUAUGUAACUCUGUCCAUCUACCUAUCCAGUCCGGAAGUAACACCGUUUUAGACAGGAUGAGACGAGGUUAUACACGCGAAGCUUAUUUGGAACUAGUUGCUGAGAUGCGAAAAAUUAUACCAAACGUUUGGAUCAGCACCGAUAUUAUUACAGGCUUCUGUGGAGAAACAGAGGAGGAGCAUCGUGAUACUGUACGCAUCAUGGAACAAGUGAAGUACGAUACUGCCUUUAUGUUCGCCUACAGUAUGCGCGAAAAGACACAUGCUCAUCGUCGAUAUAAGGACGACGUACCGGAGCAAGAUAAAAUCAGAAGGCUGCAAGAAAUUGUUGAUACUUUCCAUAGAGAAGCUUCAAAAAAGAAUCAGGCAUUGUUAGGUUCAAGGCAAUUGGUGUUAGUAGAUUCAGAUAAACAAAGGUCAAAAUAUGGAUACGAUACACAAUGGAGCGGUAGAACAGACGGAGGACAUAAAGUCUUUAUUCAACGCAAAGAUUUUGAAAAUGACCCGUUGAAUAAAGGCGAUUAUGUAGAAGUGACAAUUGAUCAUGCUACUAGUGCUAGUAUGACGGGCACUUUUAAGGGCAAAAGCAGUAUUAGACAAUUUGCUCAACAGCAGAAAAGAGGAUAUAGUACAUCCGCUAGCAGAUGCACGGAUUUAAAAGCGCAAUCGGAAUUGAGAAGUCAGUAUCGUAUAUUUCUACGAACCGGUAAAAAAGCCGUGGAUGGUGUAAAUAGGAAACAUAUUAAAAGUUUGAUUCGAGAAGGUUUCGAAAACAAGGUAUUUCUAUCAGAUCCAAAUAUUGAGUUAAAAGCGAAAAACACACUUGAACUUCUCGAAAUCGCCUCAAAGAAGCGAGGUGUAGGAUAUAAGCUUGUUAGCAAUCUAUGUCAAUUGAAGUAUUUUAAGGACAGGGAUAUGAGAAGACCACCAUUGUUCAACAGGAAAAUGUCACCGGCAGACAAAAAAUUACACGAUAGUGCAAGGAAAGAAUUGGAAUUGACCAUCGCUUGUUUAAACAAUGAACUCAAUCUUUGCCUGCCAGGAAAGAAGCUGUUGUCUUCAUUACAAAUGCAAGCAUUGAUGUUUUGACGAAAUAUAUAGUUUGUAUAAAGAAAAUACUACCUAUAAAUACUACGUGAUCAACUUGUUAUUGUGGGUAGUCAGGAUGACUUCGCUUCGGUAUCAAUAAUAAUCCUCUCAACCGUUUUCAGCAAACGUCUAAGUUUAUGACUUGACGAUUCUUAAUUUGUCGUUCUCAAUAGCUUACUUACGAAAAGAAUAAACUCCUUGUAGAAGAUUAUCAAAAUUUCAAGUGUUCAAGCAAAUUGAAAAUUGAAGUUUUCUACGUCGCAAGGAGAAGCAUUUGAAAGUCCUGC
Mycotypha africana is the source of this 2588-nucleotide messenger RNA. RefSeq lists its product as uncharacterized. The record is from RefSeq and is a predicted model, not a curated record. Gene Ontology annotation, molecular function: 4 iron, 4 sulfur cluster binding; tRNA-2-methylthio-N(6)-dimethylallyladenosine(37) synthase activity. The transcript has 8 exons. Gene Ontology annotation, biological process: tRNA modification; negative regulation of cyclin-dependent protein serine/threonine kinase activity. NCBI's taxonomy places the organism in Eukaryota, Fungi, Mucoromycota, Mucoromycetes, Mucorales, Mycotyphaceae. Bases 43 to 2301 code for a protein of 752 amino acids. Gene Ontology annotation, cellular component: cytosol; mitochondrion.